Molecule: messenger RNA, 3904 nt
Organism: Phasianus colchicus (ring-necked pheasant)
Lineage: Eukaryota; Metazoa; Chordata; Aves; Galliformes; Phasianidae
Gene: PKDCC
Product: protein kinase domain containing, cytoplasmic
Biological process (GO): skeletal system development; peptidyl-tyrosine phosphorylation
Cellular component (GO): extracellular region
Molecular function (GO): ATP binding; non-membrane spanning protein tyrosine kinase activity
Source: RefSeq, a predicted model, not a curated record
UACGUUUCCCAGGCCCCCCUGCUGCUCGGCCGGAGGGCCGGGUGUCAAUCAGGGCGCGUCAGCGGAGGGAGCGACCCGGGGAUCCCCCCCGCCCCCCCGCCCUCCUCCGCUCCCGCUAAUAAUAAGUGCCGGAGAGCCGAGGAGCGGGGAGGCAAGUGUCAUGCGGGUGCGCCGUAAGGGGCCGAGGUCCGGCUGAGCGCCCGGCCCCGCUCCACCGCCGGCGCAGCCUCGGGAAAAGCGGGGAGAGCCGAAACGAGCCCUGCGGCCGGUUCCCGGGGAAGGGGCGAGCACGGGAGCGAGGGGGCGAUGAGGCGCAGGAAGACGGCGGUGGCGGCCGCCUGCUGCCUCGCCCUGCUGCUGGGCACCCUGCUCAACGUGCUCUUCGUGCCCGGCUCCGAGCUCCCCCCUCCGCCGCCGCCGCCCCGCGACGGGGCCCCCCCGUCCCCGCCCGGCGCCCCCCUGGAGCCGCCGGAGGAGGAGGGCGGCGGCGGGCGAGCCGCGUUGGCGCGGCAGCUCCGCGAGCGCUACGAGGAGGUGCUGCGCUACCGGCAGCCGCGGGCGGCAGGGGUGCGCCGGGCGGUGCGGCCGCGGGAGCGGCGCCUGAUGGACCUGGCGCCGGCGCGCACCUCGGCCGAGCAGCAGCAGCAGCCGCGGGGCCGGGCGGCGGCGGAGCGAGGCCGGGCCUCGGCCGAGCUGGGGCUGGAGCCGCCGCCGCUGGGCUGCCGCGAGCUGCGCGCCGCCGGCGGCGUGCAGUACCUGGGCUCGGGCUACACCAAGGCCGUCUACAAAGCGGUGCUUAACCGCUCUCUGGCCGUGGCGCUGAAGGCGGUGGAUUUCGGAGGGCACGACGUCGCCCGCUGCGUGCGGCAGUUCGCGGCUCUGGCCGACUGCUACCGCCUGGCCGCCUACAAGAUCGUCAAGGAGAUGGUGCUGCUGCAGCGGCUGCGCCACGCCAACGUCCUGCAGCUCUAUGGCUAUUGUUACCAAGAUAGCAAUGACAUCCCAGACACGCUGACGGCCAUCACUGAACUAGGCUCACCUUUAGAGAUGAUUCAGCUUUUACAGACUUCCUGGGAAGACAGAUUUCGAAUAUGUCUCAGCUUAGUUCGGCUUUUGCAUUAUUUGGCUCACUCUCCUCUUGGCUCUGUGACACUUCUGGAUUUUCGCCCUCGACAGUUUGUGAUUGUGGAUGGGGAGCUGAAGGUGACAGAUCUAGAUGAUGCCAGUAUUGAGGAAAGCUCUUGCACCAGUAACAGUGACUGCUUUAUGGAGUUUCCAGCACGAAACUUCACUCUGCCUUGUUCCAUUGAGGGACGGUGCCAAAACAUGAAUGAAAAGAGGAAUCUCUACAAUGCUUACAGGUUUUUUUUCACAUACCUUCUGCCACACAGCGCGCCGCCCUCGCUAAGACCAUUACUAGAUAAGAUAGUCAACGCCACAGGAGAGCUUCACUGGGGGAUAGAUGAAACAGCUGCUCAACUAGAAAGAGUUUUGAAUCUGUAUAAGAGUGGAGAGUACCUGCAGAACACUACCCGGAUAUCGAAAUCUGAGUACCGGCGGGUCCCUGAAGCCUUUAUUCCUGAUGAGAACUACAGAUGCUGGCCAUCUUACCAUCACAAGGGCUGCCUCCUCUCUGUGUUUGACGUUAAUGAAGCCAUUGAGAUUUGCGACAGCUACUCCCAGUGCAAAGCUUUUGUCCUAACCAACCAGACAACUUGGACAGGUCGGCAGCUUGUCUUCUUCAAGGCGGCUUCAAAUCAUAUUAUGCCUGAUCCUGACAAGAUAACGUAUGUGAAAGUAACAGACUGACAGCUGAAGUGGCUCAGUCUGAUGUGUGAGUGACCAGAGCUGUUUGUGUAUAAAUAUAGGCAGCUGUUAUGUAUAGGAUGGCUGUGUUCGGAGAGAUAAUUGCACUAUUACUCAUUCUAAUCUAUAGAGUGCUAAACAAAACUUUUAAAAGUAACCUGCAUGACCAGGAUGAAUGUGCAAUAAGACAACAUUUUGAAAAUGUGAUUUUAAAACGAAGCAAACUACAAAAUACGAUACACUGUUGGGAUGUAAUUUUGGAUAUAUAUCAACUGGCAGCUCUAACUUUUCUAACCAAGGUUAGUGUGACUUUUCUGACCUGUGUGUGUGUACAGGAACAGAAGUUGAUUAUUUCUAUGAGAAGUCUGUAUCUUCUGCAUUGAUAUUUAUUUGAGCUCGUACAAUCACAACAGAGUAACUGAAGCAUAUCAAUUUGUAAGCUAAAUAUCAAACAUUGCUGAAGACAAUCAGCAUUCAUGUUAAAGCUAUCGAAUAUGCAAUAGCAACAUGUUUGUCAAAAUGAAAGAAUUGAUUAUGUUUAGAAUUGCAAGACUGUAGCUAAUUUUCAUUUUCGCUUCCAAUGUUAUCACAAAGGUUCACUUUUUUAAUUUAAAAGAGCCAUUUUGUAGGUCUAGCAAAUCACAUAAGCAUUUGAAUGGUCCCCCUGAAAGGCAGGGGCUUACCCAAGUGCUGAAUGCAUUGCUGAAUAGGGAUAGGCCUAAGCAUAUGCUUACAAUUAAGCCUGUGCUUAAGACUUUUGUUGAAUCAAGUUUGAAUUGUUCAUGAAGCCACAUCUUUGACAAACUGGCAAAACAAUCCAUCUGGUGGAACAGGACUAUUUUAUGGAAUACCUUGCAGUUAUUCAUAUUUUUAUCAUCAAAUCCGUGGUUUUCUAAGGCACCGCUUGCUAAUUCUUAGAGUAAAUGAAGUAAAUGACCUUAAUAAUGGUAAUUGAAUGCUAGCCUUAAUUCUAUAUAAAAUGCUUUUUAUAGGCAUGGUGUGUCUAGAGAAUUUGCUUUCAGUGAAAGCAAUGAAGUAAAUGCUAAAGUGACCAAUGUCAUACUGUUUUGUAGUUUGUACAGCCAGGGAAAAAAAUGUGCAUUUGUUUCUUAAAUGGUUUAUUUUUGUAAUAAAUAAAAGAUAAAUACAAUCUCUUUCUUACUUACUUUUCUUGUGUUGGAAAUAAAUGCCAGAAUCCAGUGAGGAUUCAGUUAUGGUGUACUGUAAGUCAAAUUAAAUCCAGGGUGUUAUUUCCAGGAAGGAGCUGAUGUUGCUCCAGUGGCUUCCAGCAAGGGGUGUGUUUCAGGAUCCAGGGAUGGCUUUUGUGUAUUUGACUGUCACAACGCAGGUGACCACUAGAAGACAACACUUCAUCAGCCUUUCCUUUUCUGAAGUUUGAGUCAUGUCAGUACCAUUUGUAGAGGGGCAGAGGGUGAGAAUAGAACCUGAAGUAAUUAGCCGUGGUGCUAGAUGGUUGAUUUUCUUACUGGACAUAGAGAGAAGGGUAGCAGGAGAGCAAGGAAGAGGGGCAGAAAUUUUCAUAGUCCAAGUGAUUGCACAGAAGGUGUGGUCAGAUGGUGACACAGUUGGCAGCAGGUCUUGUCUUACCACGGUUCCUCUGAGGUCACUGAUAUCCUAACGACUUCUGGCAGUCCACUGAAAUGACGUGCUGUAAUGGGGGUAACUCACAGAUUAUCAAACUACCCGCCGCAAUAGCUCAGCUGAUUGUGUCGCAGUGCACUUAGAAACCCAUCAAUCACACUGUGGUAAUAAACAAACACUACAGAUUCUUUUAAAAUUGCUACAUAAAUCAUGCCAACGCACGCUGCACAGUUCAUUGAAGUGAUAUGGGCUGUUGGCACUGAGGUGCUGGUAUGUAUUUGGAAAGUGUUUAGCCUCCUGUGAUUGCCUCCCCAUUUAAGGUCUACACACCAUUCCAAAAAUACUCAGCAUUUAUAAACAAAGUGAAUGAUUAAAUCCUUUAGCUGUGUUCCUAGAUAAAAAAUUGUCAACAGUUAAAAGAAAAAAAAAAAAAAGAUAUGUGGGGUAAUUCUUUAAUACUGUGGGAAGGUACCUAAGGAUAAUUUCACUUCAUCAU